Messenger RNA from Blastomyces dermatitidis ER-3, 2038 nucleotides. RefSeq lists its product as uncharacterized. Lineage: Eukaryota; Fungi; Ascomycota; Eurotiomycetes; Onygenales; Ajellomycetaceae. The coding region runs from base 673 to 1308 and encodes 211 amino acids. The record is from RefSeq and is a predicted model, not a curated record. The transcript has 3 exons.
UAGAGGCAGCUAGAACACGUAUCGUCUAUUGUUUAUCUUCUGAAGGUCUCUGAAAUUAGACAUGUGCAUGUACUCCAGGAUAAACUAGUGAUCACUAGUGCUGGUAUAACUGCGAGGUUCGGCAUCGCGAUGUUUGAAUAUGCCCGGCUUCUACAAGACCAAGCGGUCAGGAAAGGCAGGGAGGGAGCCUAAGCAGCGUUCGACUCAACCAGUUUUGGGGAAGAUGCAGCGGAUAUUUACUCUGGCGGUGUGCAACGAGCUUAAACAACCGUCAUUGAAUACAAAAAACUCCACUACCAGGCCAGAAGGAUUGACAGCUUAGAAAAUGCUACGCCAAUCCAUGCUCCAAAGAUGUACUUGCGCAAAGAAGAAUUCAGUUAACAUCUAACCACUCGUCAGAUAAACUUCAUCAAAUAAUAAACCAGCAACGGAGGAAAUGAUUCACAUUAAGGCAGAGACUAAAAUUUCACAUCUUUCUGUCUUACCGUGCUGUUUAGGUAUUUAUUGGUCAAAUCUGAGAUACGAGUUGGACACGCUAGCUUCGAGAUGAUUGUUAUGAACUCACACAGUGUACCUGGAGAUAACUAAAUAACCCGAGGGUUGAAUGCGAGUGCUCUCAUCCUCGCAGAUUUUUCAUCCGCCAGAGCUUUUCAUCGUCCACCUCCCCACACAAUGCCGCACGCAACAUCUAGCCCUCCAACCACCACAGAGCCUACCCCUAUAGACGAGGACGCAAUCGACAACGUAAAAGCAGGCGCGGCGGGAAUCAUCAGCACCGCAGCAUACACCAAAGCCGAGCUCCUCGACCAGAUCACCUACCUCUUCCACCAUGAGCGCUACGACAGCAAUGACCCCCGCAUCAUCGCCGAAUCGCGCCGGAUAAUCGACGAGCUCUGGCAGGCGCGGCUGGAGCAGCAGGCGACAUGGCCCGCGGACGCGGACGCCGGGUUCCAGCGCGUCAAGCGUGCCUUUGAGAUCCUGGCCGCGAACAAGGGGAUCGUGACGCGGAUGAAUUUCUGCUACACGGCGCAGUCUGGCGAUGCGCAGAUACACCGGGAGGCGCGGGUGGGGGAUUCGGGGUGGGCGUAUUUCCACAUGCAGGAUGCGGAGAGGGCGGUGGACGGGGGCGGGUUGUGUGUGCGGUAUGGGGCGCUGAGUGAUGUCGAUGCGGAGACGGCGGAGGUGGGGAAGACGGUUGUGCAGGUGCUGCGAGAUGCUGGGCUGCGGGUUGUGUGGAAUGGGCGGCCGCAGAUGGUUAUUCGGGUUACCCCGCUAAGUUGGCGGCCGAGGUUGCUGGUGGAGGAGUAGUUUGUAUGUAGUAUAUAUCUUGCAUAUCAUAUAUCGCAUAUCUAUGAGUAGAUCUUGAAUACACUGCGUCCGAAAAACGGGUCAACUUUCCGAUAUUUGCUCAACAUGACAUAUAUAGCUCUGUCUAUGAAGUAUGCUAUUCUCUACAGCUUCAUAUUCCCGCGGCCCCCUUGCUGUUAUUUAGACGCUACACAUGAUAUCAUAGUGCAGGUACAGACAGUGCACACCCUUCCACUGCAGUUGAGAGAUUGCACCGAAAAGCCCAUCCAGAAGCAAAUCAAUCCCCACACCAACAAACUCAAACAGACCUCUUUUCGAGCACCACCCCUCCUCAUUUUUCCACUGCAUAGCUGUAGUCAACGAACAAUAAAUGACGCCAUUCCAGCAUUUUUCCUGAGAAGUGUUAUAUCUAGUCACUAUAACCCCUGUUCCCCCUUUCCCUCUCUGCGGCAUUUAUUUGCGCCAUUUACGCAUUCUUCACAUGGUCACAGCGGACCUUUCGAGAUUACCUACUCGUCAACCAUCAAGGCUUAUUUUACCGAGUAGCUGUCAUGCUAGCAAUCUGUGAAUCAUCGAGAGUGAAGAAAUCCGGCAUUGAACAACAGAUAAAAUAUAAAGAGUGAUUAUGAUUGCUACAACGCGUAGGAGUUUCACUCCUCAACAACUAGUUUUCGGGUAAAUAAUAGUAAAAUUAAGAAAAUAAACAUAACAAUCUUUCUAAUUUCAAAAC